This is a messenger RNA of Periophthalmus magnuspinnatus, 6408 nucleotides long. RefSeq lists its product as uncharacterized. The record is from RefSeq and is a predicted model, not a curated record. Gene Ontology annotation, molecular function: cysteine-type endopeptidase inhibitor activity. The transcript is spliced from 30 exons. Bases 28 to 4674 code for a protein of 1548 amino acids. NCBI's taxonomy places the organism in Eukaryota, Metazoa, Chordata, Actinopteri, Gobiiformes, Gobiidae. Gene Ontology annotation, cellular component: cytosol.
GUGACAGAACAUCAGAACAUCAGAGACAUGGAACGUAUAGAUCCAAAGGAGUUCAUCUGUGGAGGCAUUGGAGAGUCCCAGCCUGCGGACCCAGAGGUGCAGGCCAUCUGUGACUCUGUGAAGAGUCAUGUGGAGGAGAAGACAGGUCAGAAAUAUGACAUUUUUGAGGCAAAAACCUACAAGAAACAAACCGUAGCUGGAUAUAACUACUUUGUCAAGGUCCACAUUGUAGGGAACAAACACCUGGACCUCCAUGUGUUUGUAGGACUGCCUCACACCAACAGUGGGCCAGUCCUCCGCAGAGUUCAGGAGUCCACAGACGACUGGAUGUCUGACUUGGAGCAGAAGACCACAGACAUGGAACCUAUAGAUCCAAAGAAGUUCAUGGUUGGAGGCAUUGGAGAGUCCCAACCUGCGGACCCAGAGGUGCAGGCCAUCUGUAACUCUGUGAAGAGUCAUGUGGAGGAGCAGAGAGGAGAGACAUAUGAGAUUUUCGAAGCCAUAUCCUACAAGACACAAACUGUAGCUGGGUUAAACUACUUUGUCAAGGUCCACAUUGGAGGGAACAAACAUCUGGACCUCGUAGUGUUUGUGGGACUGCCUCACACCAACAGUGGGCCAGUCCUCCGCAGUGUUCAGGAGUCCACAGACAAAGUCACAGAACGUGAGCUUUUACAUCCAGAGGGCUUCCUGUGUGUAUUCACCAGACAGCCGGAGGUCAGGUGCCCAGAGAAGCCGGUCAUCUAUGAGAUUCAGGAAAUCAAAGAACGGGAACCUAUAGAUCCAAAGAGGUUCAUGCUUGGAGGCAUUGGAGAGUCCCAACCUGCAGACCCAGAGGUGCAGGCCAUCUGUAACUCUGUGAAGAGUCAUGUGGAGGAGAAGACAGGUCAGAAAUAUGACAUUUUUGAGGCAAAAACCUACAAGAAACAAACCGUAGCUGGAUAUAACUACUUUGUCAAGGUCCACAUUGGAGGGAACAAACAUCUGGACCUCCAUGUGUUUGUAGGACUGCCUCACACCAACAGUGGGCCAGUCCUCCGCAGAGUUCAGGAGUCCACAGACGACUGGAUGUCUGACUUGGAGCAGAAGACCACAGACAUGGAACCUAUAGAUCCAAAGAAGUUCAUGGUUGGAGGCAUUGGAGAGUCCCAACCUGCGGACCCAGAGGUGCAGGCCAUCUGUAACUCUGUGAAGAGUCAUGUGGAGGAGCAGAGAGGAGAGACAUAUGAGAUUUUCGAAGCCAUAUCCUACAAGACACAAACUGUAGCUGGGUUAAACUACUUUGUCAAGGUCCACAUUGGAGGGAACAAACAUCUGGACCUCGUAGUGUUUGUGGGACUGCCUCACACCAACAGUGGGCCAGUCCUCCGCAGAGUUCAGGAGUCCACAGACGACUGCAUGUCUGACUUGGAGCAGAAGACCACAGACAUGGAACCUAUAGAUCCAAAGAGGUUCAUGCUUGGAGGCAUUGGAGAGUCCCAACCUGCAGACCCAGAGGUGCAGGCCAUCUGUAACUCUGUGAAGAGUCAUGUGGAGGAGAAGACAGGUCAGAAAUAUGACAUUUUUGAGGCAAAAACCUACAAGAAACAAACCGUAGCUGGAUAUAACUACUUUGUCAAGGUCCACAUUGGAGGGAACAAACACCUGGACCUCCAUGUGUUUGUAGGACUGCCUCACACCAACAGUGGGCCAGUCCUCCGCAGAGUUCAGGAGUCCACAGACGACUGGAUGUCUGACUUGGAGCAGAAGACCACAGACAUGGAACCUAUAGAUCCAAAGAAGUUCAUGGUUGGAGGCAUUGGAGAGUCCCAACCUGCGGACCCAGAGGUGCAGGCCAUCUGUAACUCUGUGAAGAGUCAUGUGGAGGAGCAGAGAGGAGAGACAUAUGAGAUUUUCGAAGCCAUAUCCUACAAGACACAAACUGUAGCUGGGUUAAACUACUUUGUCAAGGUCCACAUUGGAGGGAACAAACAUCUGGACCUCGUAGUGUUUGUGGGACUGCCUCACACCAACAGUGGGCCAGUCCUCCGCAGUGUUCAGGAGUCCACAGACAAAGUCACAGAACGUGAGCUUUUACAUCCAGAGGGCUUCCUGUGUGUAUUCACCAGACAGCCGGAGGUCAGGUGCCCAGAGAAGCCGGUCAUCUAUGAGAUUCAGGAAAUCAAAGAACGGGAACCUAUAGAUCCAAAGGAGUUCAUCUGUGGAGGCAUUGGAGAGUCCCAACCUGCAGACCCAGAGGUGCAGGCCAUCUGUAACUCUGUGAAGAGUCAUGUGGAGGAGAAGACAGGUCAGAAAUAUGACAUUUUUGAGGCAAAAACCUACAAGAAACAAACCGUAGCUGGAUAUAACUACUUUGUCAAGGUCCACAUUGGAGGGAACAAACAUCUGGACCUCCAUGUGUUUGUAGGACUGCCUCACACCAACAGUGGGCCAGUCCUCCGCAGAGUUCAGGAGUCCACAGACGACUGGAUGUCUGACUUGGAGCAGAAGACCACAGACAUGGAACCUAUAGAUCCAAAGAAGUUCAUGGUUGGAGGCAUUGGAGAGUCCCAACCUGCGGACCCAGAGGUGCAGGCCAUCUGUAACUCUGUGAAGAGUCAUGUGGAGGAGCAGAGAGGAGAGACAUAUGAGAUUUUCGAAGCCAUAUCCUACAAGACACAAACUGUAGCUGGGUUAAACUACUUUGUCAAGGUCCACAUUGGAGGGAACAAACAUCUGGACCUCGUAGUGUUUGUGGGACUGCCUCACACCAACAGUGGGCCAGUCCUCCGCAGAGUUCAGGAGUCCACAGACGACUGCAUGUCUGACUUGGAGCAGAAGACCACAGACAUGGAACCUAUAGAUCCAAAGAGGUUCAUGCUUGGAGGCAUUGGAGAGUCCCAACCUGCAGACCCAGAGGUGCAGGCCAUCUGUAACUCUGUGAAGAGUCAUGUGGAGGAGAAGACAGGUCAGAAAUAUGACAUUUUUGAGGCAAAAACCUACAAGAAACAAACCGUAGCUGGAUAUAACUACUUUGUCAAGGUCCACAUUGGAGGGAACAAACAUCUGGACCUCCAUGUGUUUGUAGGACUGCCUCACACCAACAGUGGGCCAGUCCUCCGCAGAGUUCAGGAGUCCACAGACGACUGGAUGUCUGACUUGGAGCAGAAGACCACAGACAUGGAACCUAUAGAUCCAAAGAAGUUCAUGGUUGGAGGCAUUGGAGAGUCCCAACCUGCGGACCCAGAGGUGCAGGCCAUCUGUAACUCUGUGAAGAGUCAUGUGGAGGAGCAGAGAGGAGAGACAUAUGAGAUUUUCGAAGCCAUAUCCUACAAGACACAAACUGUAGCUGGGUUAAACUACUUUGUCAAGGUCCACAUUGGAGGGAACAAACAUCUGGACCUCGUAGUGUUUGUGGGACUGCCUCACACCAACAGUGGGCCAGUCCUCCGCAGAGUUCAGGAGUCCACAGACGACUGCAUGUCUGACUUGGAGCAGAAGACCACAGACAUGGAACCUAUAGAUCCAAAGAGGUUCAUGCUUGGAGGCAUUGGAGAGUCCCAACCUGCAGACCCAGAGGUGCAGGCCAUCUGUAACUCUGUGAAGAGUCAUGUGGAGGAGAAGACAGGUCAGAAAUAUGACAUUUUUGAGGCAAAAACCUACAAGAAACAAACCGUAGCUGGAUAUAACUACUUUGUCAAGGUCCACAUUGGAGGGAACAAACAUCUGGACCUCCAUGUGUUUGUAGGACUGCCUCACACCAACAGUGGGCCAGUCCUCCGCAGAGUUCAGGAGUCCACAGACGACUGGAUGUCUGACUUGGAGCAGAAGACCACAGACAUGGAACCUAUAGAUCCAAAGAAGUUCAUGGUUGGAGGCAUUGGAGAGUCCCAACCUGCGGACCCAGAGGUGCAGGCCAUCUGUAACUCUGUGAAGAGUCAUGUGGAGGAGCAGAGAGGAGAGACAUAUGAGAUUUUCGAAGCCAUAUCCUACAAGACACAAACUGUAGCUGGGUUAAACUACUUUGUCAAGGUCCACAUUGGAGGGAACAAACAUCUGGACCUCGUAGUGUUUGUGGGACUGCCUCACACCAACAGUGGGCCAGUCCUCCGCAGAGUUCAGGAGUCCACAGACGACUGCAUGUCUGACUUGGAGCAGAAGACCACAGACAUGGAACCUAUAGAUCCAAAGAGGUUCAUGCUUGGAGGCAUUGGAGAGUCCCAACCUGCAGACCCAGAGGUGCAGGCCAUCUGUAACUCUGUCCACAUUGGAGGGAACAAACAUCUGGACCUCCAUGUGUUUGUAGGACUGCCUCACACCAACAGUGGGCCAGUCCUCCGCAGAGUUCAGGAGUCCACAGACGACUGGAUGUCUGACUUGGAGCAGAAGACCACAGACAUGGAACCUAUAGAUCCAAAGAAGUUCAUGGUUGGAGGCAUUGGAGAGUCCCAACCUGCGGACCCAGAGGUGCAGGCCAUCUGUAACUCUGUGAAGAGUCAUGUGGAGGAGCAGAGAGGAGAGACAUAUGAGAUUUUCGAAGCCAUAUCCUACAAGACACAAACUGUAGCUGGGUUAAACUACUUUGUCAAGGUCCACAUUGGAGGGAACAAACAUCUGGACCUCGUAGUGUUUGUGGGACUGCCUCACACCAACAGUGGGCCAGUCCUCCGCAGUGUUCAGGAGUUUAGAGAAUAAAGACCCAAAAGAGCCAAGAACAUCCCCUCAAGUCCAGCAGCUUUAUUCUAUAUAAAAUGUAAUCUGAAGCCAACAAAAUAAAAAACAUCUGUUUUGUAUAAGCAGCAUUAAAAGACCUGGUGCCCACAUCACGACUGUGAUUUUGUUUACUUUUUUAUCUUUGCUCUUUGAUAUAAAUGAUUUCUUCAUCCACACUCUGACAAGAUCAGGUUUAAAUUCUUUUUUUUCUUUUUUUUAUUAAAAUUCUGUGCGUUCACUAUAUGGUUAAACUCCACUGUAUCUUUACACUCUGAGCUUCAGAAUAUAGUUACUAAAAGUCAAUAGGUAAGUUACUUCCAAAGCCUCUGCCUUCUCUAAAAGGGGUGGGACUGAAUUACACACAUAUUAUAUUUAAAUAAAAGUGCCAUAUGAAAUAUUUAUAAUGAUUUUUGUGUUUGUUCUAAUUAAGCCUUAUUCCUGAGGUUCAUUUCAUUUUUAAACAUUUACCCAUUGUUCUGUAAGAGAUAAUGUAGCCCGAUUCUAUAAUGUGGUGUGUUCAGAUCAGGACAAACUCAUGAUACUUCCAAGAAGUGCCUCAGGUUCACUUUUACAGAACACAGUCUUGCAAACAGGCUCGCAUUAUUUUGAGUAAGACUAUGAAGCAUUACCAGUCAUUUCUAUUGUUCGAAUUAGGCAAAGGCCAUUUGGAAGAAGCUAUUGUAUAAAAAAUUACUAUAAACCAACUUAAAGGGGACCAAAUGUAAAACUGAAACACUUUUAACCAUGUUCCUUCAUCAUUUUCUCCUUCCUUUAUUAAAUAUACCAAAAAAAUAUAGAGAAUUAACACAUAACAAUUAUAAAAAUGUUAAAUUAAAAUGCCAUGGUCAUAUGACCAUUUGUUUUGACUCGCUCUCGAGCACCCCCUACCCCCACCCUCAGAAUAAACAGGGUUGGUGCGAUGACACUGUCCUGAGGUAAACCAGAUUGCAUGUUCCCUCAGAUCCCAAAAGACGGAGGCUUGUACAAGACGGCCUCAUAAGGCCAAAAAUGCUGCUAAACAAGUUUCCUUAUUUUCUGCAGUUUUUAACUAAGUGAUGAUCGUCCCACAUCAGCCGAUCUAAGGUAGGUCAUUUACUCUGCUCUCGACGACUUUUCCAAUGCAAGAGCUGAGUGAUAUCGACCUGUAGCUAGACGGGCGAUUUCGAUUUAAUGUGUCCUACCACAACUAUGCAAAUGACACUGACUAGAACCAGGAAGUACAAGCACAUGCGUCCUGUGCUCAGGUCUCUGCUCUGGCUCCUGUAGCUCAAAGAAUAGACUUUAAAGCAGCUCUGCUUGUGAACAAAUCUCUCCAUGGCCUAGCACCAAAGAACAUUUCUGACAUGUUAGUGCCACAUGAACCAUCUCACACUCUGAGGAUUUCAGGGACUGGCCUCCUGCUGGUGCCCAGAGUCAGGACUAAACAUGGGGCAUCAGCAUUUCAGUUUUAUGCAACUAAAACCUUCCUGAAGAUGUGAGACAGGCCUCUACUUUGACAAUGUUUAAAUCCAGGCUCAAAACAGUUCUGUUUAGCUGUGCAUACGACUGAAAGGUUUUUAUUCUGCAGUCUUCUCUUUAAUGUUAAUUUUAUGAUGAUUAUUUGUGAUUAUUUAUGUUUUGAUUUGUGUGAUUUUAUUGUCCUUCUUAUUCUGUAAAGCACUUUGAAUUACUUUGUGUAUGAAUUGUGCUAUACAAAUAAACUUGCAUUGCCUUGCC